Ahaetulla prasina is the source of this 1956-nucleotide messenger RNA. RefSeq names its product clathrin light chain A (gene CLTA). The coding region runs from base 175 to 786 and encodes 203 amino acids. Gene Ontology annotation, biological process: clathrin-dependent endocytosis; intracellular protein transport; clathrin coat assembly. The transcript is spliced from 6 exons. Gene Ontology annotation, cellular component: plasma membrane; synaptic vesicle membrane; clathrin coat of trans-Golgi network vesicle. Gene Ontology annotation, molecular function: structural molecule activity; clathrin heavy chain binding. The record is from RefSeq and is a predicted model, not a curated record. Lineage: Eukaryota; Metazoa; Chordata; Lepidosauria; Squamata; Colubridae.
GGAAAAGAGAAAAAGGCUGCAGACUGCUGGACGAGUAGCUGCAGGAAGCCGGAAAUACUACUUGCUAUCCGUUAAACGGUUGCCUCCGGCGGGUUUGUGGUUCCUUUUUUUUUUGGGCCGCUCGUCCCUUGGGACCGUCGCUUCGGUUGGCUCCUCCCCGAUUCUUUUCGCUCGAUGGCCGAGUUCGAUCUCUUCGGCGCCCCUCAGCCGGUGGCGGGAAACGGGUCGCUGGGGGUUAGCGGCGAAGAAGACCCAGCCGCCGCCUUCCUGGCCCAGCAGGAGAAUGAAAUCGCGGGCAUCGAGAACGACGAGGGCUACAGCAUCCUGGAAAAUGGCGAGGUGCCCGUCGGGAUUCAAGGCCAAGACGCGCUGACCGCAGAUGCAAUUGAUGGCGUGACAAAUGGCGAUAUCUACCAGCUGCCUCUUUGUCUGGAUCAGGAGAGCAAUGGUCCUACAGACUGCUAUGCUGCUAUUUAUCAAGCUGAUCGUCUGCAGACAGAACCAGAGAGCAUUCGCAAAUGGAGAGAAGAGCAGCGAGAGCGUCUAGAAGAGCUUGAUGCAAACUCUCGAAAGCAAGAAGCAGAAUGGAAGGAAAAAGCAAUAAAGGAAUUGGAGGAGUGGUAUGCAAGACAAGAUGAGCAGCUAGAGAAAACGAAAGCAAAUAACAGGGUGGCAGAUGAAGCUUUCUACAAACAACCCUUCGCUGACGUGAUCGGUUAUGUCACAAACAUAAACCAUCCUUGCUACAGCCUAGAACAGUUAAGUAAACUCUUCACUGCCCCUUAAGUGUCUUGUCCCAUGAAAUAGCAGUGUUGUAGUGACCCUUGUCAUCAGUGGUGUUUGUAAAAUACAACCAUACUUGUGAUCAGUGCUGAACUUCAUAAGUUCAUCUCAUUGCUUUUUUCCCCCCCGUACUCUGUGGGAGUAGUUUUCUUCCUUUUCCCUUCCCCAUAAGUAGGUCUGCUUUAUUGCAUUUGCUUGUGUUCAGAGUUCAUGGUCUGCUUCGAUUAGCUCCAGAAAAUAAUUUUCCUAUUUGUGAGCAAGAUAGCAGAAUGCUAGUAUUGAAGGGACAAUACUUGUGGUGAUGUCACUAAGCACAAAAUGUGCAGAUGAAAUGAAGAAGCAGAUUUCUCCUUGGCCUUUCUCCUUCAGUCUUCCUUGUUCCAGCCUUUAGGUCCAUAGCAUUUUCAAGCAUAAGGGCUAUGACUUCUUUUCUUUCAUGCUAAAUUCUGCUGUCUCUCGGCAGCAUUGAAAAUAGUGUUCCAGUUUCAUGUUAUAGUUUGUAAAAAUUGAAAAUAACUAUUAAGAAGGCAACUGAAUACCAAUCUUAGCAUACUAUGCCAACCUGCUUACUUCUACUAGUAUCCAUAGGAUCAUUGGCGAUGGCCUUAUAUAGAAUCAAAUGGUGAUCCUUCAAACUUAGUGUCAUUCAGAUCUGACUCCUAAUAGCUUUCCGAAGUUUCAGAUUGGAAUCUUUUCUUUUUUUUUGCCCUGUAUGGAAAUGCUCAGGAUUGCACCGGGAACCUUCUGCAUGGAUUACACAUGCUCUGCCAUUGUAUUGUGGAUCUUCUGAUUUAUAUUGUAUGCAGAACUCAGUGCGUGGGUAAUGAGAUUGUGUGCAGAUUGUCAAAUUUGCACGUUACGCAGACUCAGGUUAUGCAUCUGUACAGUUGAUUCUCAACAGACCCACUCUCCUCAUCCCUGUAUACUAUAUAAGGUUGAGAUUACCCUUCUCUGUUAAACCAAGAACACAUAUACUCCCAACAUUUGACUUAGCACCUCUCUCUUCACCUGGGUCUUGAUUAUUGCCCCUUCCAUAAUUUGAAGGUUUAAAAAGAGAGGAUUGGAAAUUUUACCCUACUUUUGAGUGAUGGUGAUGAUGAUUUUACAAAUAAUUAGGAAACAACUCAUGGGAAAAUGGACGGGAGUCUUAUUUCGUUGAAAUGAAACAUGGUG